This is a messenger RNA of Anthonomus grandis grandis, 1290 nucleotides long. RefSeq names its product mesoderm induction early response protein 1-like. Lineage: Eukaryota; Metazoa; Arthropoda; Insecta; Coleoptera; Curculionidae. Gene Ontology annotation, biological process: negative regulation of transcription by RNA polymerase II. The record is from RefSeq and is a predicted model, not a curated record. Gene Ontology annotation, molecular function: transcription corepressor activity; histone deacetylase binding. The transcript is spliced from 2 exons. The coding region runs from base 197 to 1117 and encodes 306 amino acids. Gene Ontology annotation, cellular component: nucleoplasm.
CUCGCUGUCUGUCAAACUGUCAAGAAAUGUCACUGCACUACAAUAAGAUGGCGAUUUGUUUACAUUUUAUAAUUGUGAUUUUGUUGUGUAUUUGAGUUUUCUUUGUUAUUGUUACUAAGUUACAAUAUCUUACUUAAGAGCAUUCAAGAGGUGUGUAUCUCUAAGAUGGCUCGACAUUAAGUAAACCAUUCAUAAGAUGGAAAUAUACCGAACUUCAAUUGCUAUUAAUUCAAGAAGUGGAUAUAUAAAAGCAAAAUCAUCUGUAAGUCACCUUACAAAUUCCGGUUUUAGUGGGGAGCUUGGUUUGGAAGAGUUUGGAGAUUCAAGUUCUAGUUCAGACAUGUCAAGUCAAAAUUAUUCAAAACUGUUCUUUGAAAAUGAAAACCUGGACCAUGAUUUGCCCAGGAAAUAUGAGGACAAAUAUCCUGAUGCAUCAAGGCUGCUCAGGUCCAAAGUUAUUGAAGAGGAGGAGGACAGAUAUCAUCUAAAACAUUCUGAUGAAGCUGCUCCAAUGAUUAUGAAGACUAUCAUGGUUGGAGGGGAUUACCAAGCAGUUAUUCCAGAAGGGUUGUCUAAUUAUGGAGAUGCCUUACCUUAUGAAAACGAUGACAAAUUGUUAUGGGAUCCAGAACCAUUAGAUUCAGAAGCCAUUGAUGACUAUCUUAAGCAAGCUAACUCCCUGUGUAAGGGUUCUCUUCCAAAUGGAAAGCAUGUACGAGAUAACGAACCAGCUCUUCACUUGCUCCAACAGUGUGGACACAAUGUUGAAGAAGCUUUAAGGAGACUUCAAAUUAACAAGCAUCUGUAUGAGGAUGACAAUAUGCAAAUUUGGUCAGAAGAAGAAUGUAGAAACUUUGAAGCUGGCAUAAGGCUUUUUGGCAAAAACUUUUGGAUGACACAACAAAAUAAAGUAAGGACUCGAUCAGUGGGAGAAUUGGUGCAAUUCUAUUAUCUAUGGAAGAAAAGUGAGAGACAUGAUAUGUUUGCUAAUAAAAUAAGAUUGGAAAAGAAAAAAUAUGUGUUGCACCCUGGUGUGACUGAUUUUAUGGACAGAUUUUUGGAAGAUUCAAGUGAUUUCCGAGAUAGGAGUUCAUCUCCUAAUGUUGUCAAUAUGUAAGCAAUUAUUUUUUAAAACUCUAAUUAUAAUGUUACUAUAAUAGCUUUAAAGGAACGUUUUAAAUAUUAGUUAUAAUAGAUCGAUUUAUAUUUUAUAUUGUAUCAAAACUUUGGACUUUAUAUAUGCCUGCUAUGUAUUAUGUUUUACAUCUAAUAAAAUAUAUAUAUAGAGUU